Erigeron canadensis is the source of this 492-nucleotide messenger RNA. RefSeq lists its product as uncharacterized. NCBI's taxonomy places the organism in Eukaryota, Viridiplantae, Streptophyta, Magnoliopsida, Asterales, Asteraceae. The transcript has a single exon. The record is from RefSeq and is a predicted model, not a curated record. The coding region runs from base 1 to 492 and encodes 163 amino acids.
AUGAGUGAACCUUCAGACACGUAUGACAAGUAUUUAUGUAUGGCUGCCAAAACGGGACGCGAGAGCAUGGAGUACUUUUGUGAUGCGGUCGUCAAUUUAUAUCAAAAGGAGUUCUUACGUAGGCCGACAUCUCAUGACGUUGCUCUCAUCACACAAGCUCAUGAAGAAAGACACCACAUUCCAGGAAUGCUUGGUAGUCUUGAUUGUACACACAUCGAAUGGAGGAUGUGCCCUAGACACUUAAAAGGGCAAUACACGAGGGGUGAUCACAAGGUACCUACUAUUAUGAUUGAAUGUGUUGCUUUUUAUGACUUGUGGAUUUGGCAUUCGUUUUUCGGUUCUGGUGGAUCGAACAACGAUGUCAAUGUUUUGCAGCAGUCACCGUUGUUUCAAAACGAGCGUGAUGGAUCCGCGCCAGACAGUUCAUUUAGCGUAAAUGGACAUGAUUACAAGCGCGGUUACUACCUUACCGAUGGAAUAUAUCCUAGGUAG